GUGUCGUGUGGCGUGCCCACUGCGCCGCUGAAUGGAGGUGUGCAGGCGGUUGAUUACUCCGUUGGCACACGUUUAACCUACUUCUGCAACAAUGGCUUCAGGCUGUCCUCCAAGGAUCUCACCACCACCGUCUGCCAGCCCGAUGGCACAUGGAGCAACCAUAACAAAACACCCCGCUGCACAGGUAGGAAGGGAGAGGAGAUGUCCCGCUGCUGGUACAGAACCAGCCUGUCUGUCUGCUUCCUUGUGAACACAGAUAAAAUAAAUGAGUCAAGGUGGCAACAGCAAGGAACUUGGAGUCCACAGAUGUGUGAAAGUAGAUGAAUGCAUGCCACUUUAAAGCAUCAAACAAUAGAACUGGGUCUGUAUGUCGGGGAUGUCAUGACGGGGAUGUCAUGUCGGGGAUGUCAUGACGGGGAUGUCAUGUCGGGGAUGUCAUGUCGGGGAUGUCAUGACGGGGAUGUCAUGUCGGGGAUGUCAUGUCGGGGAUGUCAUGUCGGGGAUGUCAUGUCGGGGAUGUCAUGACGGGGAUGUCAUGUCGGGGAUGUCAUGUCGGGGAUGUCAUGUCGGGGAUGUCAUGUCGGGAUGUCAUGACGGGGAUGUCAUGUCGGGGAUGUCAUGUCGGGGAUAUCAUGUCUUGGAUGUCAUGUCGGGGAUGUCAUGUCGGGGAUGUCAUGUCGGGGAUGUCAUGACGGGGAUGUCAUGUCGGGGAUGUCAUGACGGGGAUGUCAUGACGGGGAUGUCAUGUCUGGGACGUCAUGUCGGGGAUGUCAUGUCGGGGACGUCAUGUCGGGAUGUCAUGUCGGGAUGUCAUGUCAGGGAUGUCAUGUCGGGAUGUCAUGACGGGGAUGUCAUGUCGGGGAUGUCAUGUCGGGGAUGUCAUGACGGGGAUGUCAUGUCGGGGAUGUCAUGUCGGGGAUGUCAUGUCGGGAUGUCAUGUCGGGAUGUCAUGUCGGGAUGUCAUGACGGGGAUGUCAUGUCGGGGAUGUCAUGUCGGGGAUGUCAUGUCUUGGAUGUCAUGUCAGGGAUGUCAUGUCAGGAUGUCAUGACGGGGAUGUCAUGUCGGGGAUGUCAUGACGGGGAUGUCAUGUCGGGUUCAUUCUUGUUUUGUCAAGUAAAGAAAUAAAGAGCACCGAGGUGCUGACUAAUGGAAGUUAAACUAAAGUGGCGACUCCUCUCCAUCACAUUCUCGUCUCUCCUAGUUUCCGUAGUAUUUGACCAAAACUCCUGUUCUAUUGUUGUGUGUGUGGUCCCACAUUGCUCUAAUGAGAAAUGAUGAAACAAUAGAAUUGGUGGGUCCAUAUAUUUACACGAUCAUGUGUGUUCUUGUUUCUUUGCUGUAUUCUUUGUAUAUAUAUAUACGUUUUGGGGUCUUGUCUGGGUCACUGUUAAAGCACUUUGUGACAACUGCUGUUGUAAAAAGGACAUUCUAAGGAAAUAUGAUGAAUUGAUGUGAUUGAAUGAAUAUGUAUCAUGUCCCACAGAGGUGGUGUACCCCAGUCUGGGUGGAGGUGGUGUACCCCAGUCUGGGUGGAGGUGGUGUACCCCAGUCUGGGUGGAGGUACCCCAGUCUGGGUGGAGGUGGUGUACCCCAGUCUGGGUGGAGGUGGUGUACCCCAGUCUGGGUGGAGGUGGUGUACCCCAGUCUGGGUGGUGGUGGUGUACCCCAGUCUGGGUGGAGGUGGUGUUCCCCAGUCUGGGUGGAGGUGGUGUACCCCAGUCUGGGUGGAGGUGGUGUACCCCAGUCUGGGUGGAGGUGGUGUACCCCAGUCUGGGUGGAGGUGGUGUACCCCAGUCUGGGUGGAGGUGGUGUACCCCAGUCUGGGUGGAGGUGGUGUACCCCAGUCUGGGUGGAGGUGGUGUACCCCAGUCUGGGUGGAGGUGGUGUACCACAGUCUGGGUGGAGGUGGUGUACCCCAGUCUGGGUGGAGGUGGUGUGCCCCAGUCUGGGUGGAGGUGGUGUGCCCCAGUCUGGGUGGAGGUGGUGUGCCCCAGUCUGGGUGGAGGUGGUGUACCCCAGUCUGGGUGGAGGUGGUGUACCCCAGUCUGGGUGGAGGUGGUGUACCCAAGUCUGGGUGGAGGUGGUGUACCCCAGUCUGGGUGGAGGUGGUGUACCCCAGUCUGGGUGGAGGUGGUGUGCCCCAGUCUGGGUGGAGGUGGUGUACCCCAGUCUGGGUGGAGGUGGUGUUCCCCAGUCUGGGUGGAGGUGGUGUACCCCAGUCUGGGUGGAGGUGGUGUACCCCAGUCUGGGUGGAGGUGGUGUACCCCAGUCUGGGUGGAGGUGGUGUACCCCAGUCUGGGUGGAGGUGGUGUGCCCCAGUCUGGGUGGAGGUGGUGUGCCCCAGUCUGGGUGGAGGUGGUGUGCCCCAGUCUGGGUGGAGGUGGUGUACCCCAGUCUGGGUGGAGGUGGUGUACCCCAGUCUGGGUGGAGGUGGUGUACCCCAGUCUGGGUGGAGGUGGUGUACCCCAGUCUGGGUGGAGGUGGUGUGCCCCAGUCUGGGUGGAGGUGGUGUGCCCCAGUCUGGGUGGAGGUGGUGUACCCCAGUCUGGGUGGAGGUGGUGUACCCCAGUCUGGGUGGAGGUGGUGUACCCCAGUCUGGGUGGAGGUGGUGUACCCCAGUCUGGGUGGAGGUGGUGUACCCCAGUCUGGGAUCUUUCUCCAGGGACCAUGGGUUUACUACUCUUCAGUGGUGGUAUAUCCUGAGUGGCACAGUGGUCUAAGGCACUGCAUCGCAGUGCUAACUGUGCCGCUAGAGAUCCUGGUUCGAAUCCAGGCUCUGUCGCAGCCGGCCGCGACCGGGAGACUCGUGGGCGGCGCACAAUUGGCCCAGGGUAGGGGAGGGAAUGGCCGGCAGGGAUGUAGCUCAGUUGAUAGAGCAUGGCGUUUGCAACGCCAGGGUUGUGGGUUCGAUUCCCACGGGGGGCCAGUAUAAAAAAAUAUAUAUAUAUAUAUAUGUAUUCACUAACUGUAAGUCGCUCUGGAUAAGAGUGUCUGCUAAAAUGAAAAUGUAUAUGAAGGGUUACAUUUCCCUAGCCCCAUCCCUCAGCUAUACACCAAUAAUAAUAAGUGGUGGGGCUGCCAUUUCUUUUUUUUUUUUUUAUCCCAGACUGUAGCUUUAAUUUUGUUGGUUUCUUCUUGUGUUUGUGGUCUCACAGUGGUGGUAUAUGAAGGGUUACAUUUCCCUAGCCCCAUCCCUCAGCUAUACACCAAUAAUAAUAAGUGGUGGGGCUGCCGUUUCUUGUUUUUUUUCAAAUCCCAGACUGUAGCUUUAAUUUUGUUGGUUUCUUCUUGUGUUUGUGGUCUCACAGUGGUGGUAUGCCCCAGUCUGGGCUCCUUCUCUCUGGACCACGGGAAGUGGACGAUCGUCAACGGGUCCAGUUAUGAGUUCAGAACCAAGAUCAUCUUCAGCUGUAACCCGGGUUACUACCGGCUCGGCCCCGCUCACAUCCAGUGCAUGGCCAAUGGGGCGUGGAGCUGGCGGAACGAAACGACCUCGAUGCACAGAAGUGGGUUGGUGACAUUUUUAGAACUUCUCCAUUCUUGAUGAAGUCUUUGUUGUAUAGAUCUUUCUAUGUUGUCAUGGGAACUAUUGUAGGAACCCGCCUUACAUUAGAUUCAGAUGUUUUGCCUUUUACAAUAGGUGUGUGUGGGGGGUGGGGGUGAGAGUAUUGAAUAAGUAUUGAGCCAUUCAGUAAUGUUCUCCCCUGUCUGUCUCUCUCUCUGCUCUCCCCCGUCUCUCUCUCUCUCUCUCUGCUCUCCCCUGUCUCUCUCUCUCUCUUCUCUCUUGCUCUCCCUGUUCUCUCUCUCUCUCUCUCUCUCUCUCUCUCUCUCUCUCUCUCUCUUCUCUCUCUCUCUCUCUCUCUCUCUCUCUCUCUCUCUCUCUCUCUGCUCUCCCCCGUCUGUCUCUCUCUCUCUGCUCUCCCCCGUCUGUCUCUUUCUCUCUGCUCUCCCCCAUCUGUCUCUCUCUCUCUGCUCUCCCCCGUCUGUCUCUCUCUCUCUGUCUACCCCGUUAUUUCUCUCUCUAUGCUCUACCCCGUAUGUCUCUCUCUCUCUUCUCUCUCUCGUCUGUCUACUCUCUCUCUCUUCUGCUUCUCCCCCCUCUCUCUCUCUUCUGCUAUCAAGCUCUCGUCUCUCUCUCUCUCUCUCUCCCAUUGUCUCUCUCUCUAUAUGCUCUCACCAAGUCUGUCCUCUUCUCUGCACUAUCCCUGUUCUCUUCUGCUUCCCCCUCUCCUCUCUCUAGAAUGCUCUCUUCUCUCUAUAUCUCUCUUAUCUAUCUUCUCUCCUCUCUCUGCUCUCCCCUCUCCUCCUCUCUCCUCUCCUCCGUCUCUCUCCUACUUCUCUCUCAGUUUCUUAUAUCUCUCGUAUCUCUCUCUCCUCUCUUCUCUCUCUUCUCUCUUCUCUCUCUCUUCUCUCUCUCUCUCUCUCUUCUCUCUCUGUCUCUCUGGUCUCCCCUUCUGUCCGUCUCUUUUAUUAUUGCAGUCCAUUUCCUGUGGAUGAGCUGCCCACUCCUCCAAAUGGGAGAAAGAUUGGAACUCAGACUACCUUUGGAGGCUCGGCCAUCUUCAGCUGCAUCCCUGGAUACAUCCUGGUGGGAUCCACCGUGAGGGAGUGCAUGCUGUCAGGACUUUGGAGCGGCAUAGAGGCUCAAUGCCUG
Molecule: messenger RNA, 4655 nt
Organism: Coregonus sp. 'balchen'
Lineage: Eukaryota; Metazoa; Chordata; Actinopteri; Salmoniformes; Salmonidae
Source: the annotation of a GenBank genome assembly